AUGUCGACAAUAUUAGUCAACAUCUCUACUAAAGGCGCCACAUUUAACCACCCCAAACGGAAACCUCUUUACUUUUCUUUCGCGAGUCAGGACUUCACUCAAUUUUUUGAUACAACGACUGUAGAGAAGAGUUAUACUGCCAACGAGUUAAUUGGGUUCAUUCCUCUCCACAAUGUUACUCUCUGUGUACUAGCGACGAGCUUUCCCUGCGCCGAGGUGUUCAAUUGUAUGAUCCGGAAAGUCGAGAAGAUCGAAGUGAUUCCAUUGCCCGAGCUCGACGACAAACAACUGCAGAAGCAAUAUGGGAAGUCCGAUUUGAAACUCCAACAGCGCAUUCAGAAGAUGUUUGACGACUUUGAGUUGUACUAUAGCCACGAUGUUAACAUCACUUUAACACAACAAAGUCUUUAUAAAGACUCGUCUUAUGUAGAUAAGCGUUUCUUUUGGAACCAAAACAUGGUUGCCGCACUUCCUAGUGAAUGGGUGACUAUCUUUGUCGACGGCUUUGUCGCGUCGACGGUCGUCGACAAGGUGAAGUACACACUCAUCUCGCGAAGAGACUGUUCGAGGACUGGUCUCCGCUUUUCAUCGCGCGGGGGCGACAUCAAUGGCAACGUCUCGAACUUUGUCGAGACCGAGCAAAUAGUGGAGACCCAUGAUGUGAUCACGUCGUUUGUUCAAGUCCGAGGGAACAUCCCAUUAAUAUGGAAAACUAAUGAGGAAGACAAGUUCUCGCCGAAAGGGAAAUUCUAUCCGACGAUUUAUCAAGACUGGUGUGUGGCAAAUCACUUUGAGAGUAUGAAUAAAUUGUAUGGAGAUGUAUUAGCAGUGAAUCUGUUGGAUAACCAUGGCGCUGAGAAGGAAUUGCAUGAUAUGUAUGGGUUCUAUAUUGGACUCAAUGCACCACAGGUCAAGUACUUUGCGUUUGACUUCCACAAGGAAUGCGCGAAUUCUAAAUAUGAGAACGUCGAGAACCUUAUUGCAACCAUUUCUAGUGAAUUAGUGAAACAGAAUUGCUUUGUGAGGAACGGGAAGAACGAAGUGACACAAAUACAGAGGGGGGUUGUGCGGACGAAUUGUAUUGACUGUCUCGACAGGACGAAUGUGGUGCAGUCGUCGAUUGCAAAGCAAAUAUUGAGCACACAGUGCAUGGCACUGAACGACGAGAUCACAUUCUGCGACGAAAUUAAGAACAUCUGGGCGGAUCAUGCCAACGUCAUGAGUAAAAGAUAUACAGGAACAAAUGCGAUGAAGACCGACUACACGAGAAGCGGCAAAAGAGGAAUAAAAGGAAUGAUGUCUGACGGGAAGACCUCGAUUCAAAGGACAAUGAUCUCAAUACAAACCGACCAAUACCAAACACCACAAGAGACACUCGAUUUGUUACUUGGAAAGACGAGAAUAGCAGAGAGCGAAAAUUGUGAGUCCGUUGUGCUUUGCAUACCACUUGCGUAUGAAAAUGACACGUCGAUGAAAGAGUCUCAAACGCGCAAAGUGCAUAUUCAUGUGACGAAAAAGGCAGUUAAAGUGUACUACGAUGAGACCGGGAUAUGCUGGGAAGUACUACUUUCUGAUGUUGUUGCGUGCGAAGCAACACACGACUUCGACAAAGUGGUGUUUUACACGAAGAAGACGUCGCUUCCGCGGAAAGUCCAAAUUGGUGAUCGGGACAAGAUGUUCAGUUUACUCAAUGAAGUCAGCAAGUUCAAAUCUAAAAGUCGGCCGAUUACACUAAGGAAGGGGCCUGUAGUCGAUUGGAGUAACAAAUCAAAUAGAGUGAUUGAACAUAAAGUAGACCAUCGGAUAGAGGUGUCGAUGAUCAAUUGGAAUAUGGAGUUUGUUGAGAGUGAACCGGACGAACAAAUGAUCAAGAAUUGUGUGAAGAACAAUCAGAAAGAUAUUGUAGUUGUUUCAGUGAAUAAGUGUUCUUAUCAAACGCAAGAGAACAUCUUUGACAGUGUCUUUGACUUCUUCCAAAAGGUGUCAGUGGAGUUGAAUAAAAGUGGGGAGAUCUACGUCUUAGUUUCUGUCCAUCAUACAUCAGAUGUUGCGCAGUGUGUAUUUGUGAAGAAGGUGAAGUAUUGGAAGAUUCAUAGUGUUGAAGUGUCGAAUGUGUUUUAUGAAAAGAGUCGUCCGAUUAAAUACACCACAUUGAAGAGUGUUGGUUCUGCUAUAUUCAUGAAGAUUAACGAAACGUCGGUGGGGUUUUUAGUGUUAGAAGAAUACGAGAAGAGUGAGGAGAAAGGCCUUUAUGUGAAGAACAUUGAUUUGCGAAGUGAAGUGAAUGAACUCUUCAUCUCCGUGUUUGACAGCCGCGAUGAGAUACCUGGUCUUGAGAAAGCGAUACGGAAGACUAAAAUAGUCCGCAAGAAUGGGAGUGUCUUUCAAAGGAGUGUUUUCGACUUAAGUGAAGAUACCGACACGACCACGGAAAUAGUCUUAAGCGAAGGAAAAGAGAAUUGUGUGCGUGUGAAGCCGAGUCCAUUGUUUUGUUUGGGGUCUCGGUUUUCGAUUGUUGAGAAUGACAAGGAAGACUUCAUCCAAAAGUACGUCUUCAAAGUCGAGAACAUCGAAGCACUUUUCGAGACGAAAGUUGGGAGCGAAAAGGGCGUACAGCUCGAGUUGGUGUCUUCUGUCCUCACACAGACGGUAACAACUACUUCUCCACCUUCAAAGAACAAAAAGGCGUGUUUCCUUAACAUUCUGCUUUCACUGUUUUGUGGAGACAUCGAUGUCAAGAAGAAGUGGAUAACUGCACUUUUCUUUGAAAAGGAUGUCGAGGUCGGCAGAGCAAUUGUCCCUCUCAAUUAUUUACUUCAAAAAACACAGGAAGGAAAAUGCCCAAUUUAUAGUGAAAAGCAGAAAAUCGGAGAUUUCCUUUUUGCUGUACAACGCACUUGA
Entamoeba invadens IP1 is the source of this 2901-nucleotide messenger RNA. Its product is annotated as suppressor of actin, putative. The coding region runs from base 1 to 2901 and encodes 966 amino acids. Gene Ontology annotation, biological process: phosphatidylinositol dephosphorylation. Gene Ontology annotation, cellular component: endoplasmic reticulum. The transcript has a single exon. Lineage: Eukaryota; Evosea; Mastigamoebida; Endamoebidae. The record is from RefSeq and is a predicted model, not a curated record. Gene Ontology annotation, molecular function: phosphatidylinositol-4-phosphate phosphatase activity.